Messenger RNA from Limanda limanda (common dab), 1787 nucleotides. It is a transcript of the gene rnd2, whose product is annotated as Rho family GTPase 2. NCBI's taxonomy places the organism in Eukaryota, Metazoa, Chordata, Actinopteri, Pleuronectiformes, Pleuronectidae. The transcript is spliced from 5 exons. The coding region runs from base 201 to 905 and encodes 234 amino acids. Gene Ontology annotation, molecular function: GTP binding; GTPase activity. Gene Ontology annotation, biological process: small GTPase-mediated signal transduction. The record is from RefSeq and is a predicted model, not a curated record.
GCGGAGCCUCACGUGCACGCGGACUCAGUGAGCGCAGCGCGUCGGACACGAGGAGCUGGAGAGAAGCGCACCAGCGGCACAGCGCAUGAAUCCCAUCCUUCUCUCCCCAUUCCCGGGUUCCUCUGCGUCUCGUCCGGUCCCAGUCGGAUGCUGGGUGCGAUCCAUCCCCGCGUCGAGAACACACGUCUGACGGACCAACCAUGGACAGCCUAGGCAGCCGCUGUAAGAUCGUGGUGGUCGGGGACACGCAGUGUGGGAAGACCGCUCUCCUGCACGUUUUUGCCAAGGACUGCUACCCAGAGAACUACGUCCCCACUGUGUUUGAAAACUACACGGCCAGCUUCGAGAUAGACAAGCAGCGGAUUGAGCUGAAUAUGUGGGACACGUCAGGUUCCUCUUAUUACGACAACGUGAGGCCGCUCGCGUAUCCCGACUCAGAUGCGGUACUCAUCUGUUUCGACAUCAGCCGCCCCGAGACUCUGGACAGUGUCAUAAAAAAGUGGCAAGGAGAGACCCAGGAGUUUUGUCCCAAUGCCAAGGUGGUGCUGGUGGGCUGCAAACUGGACAUGAGGACGGACGUCAACACCCUGAGGGAACUCUCCAAGCAGCGGCUCAUCCCCGUCACCCACGAACAGGGAAGCACGAUAGGUCGACAGAUGGGGGCGGUGGCCUACGUGGAGUGCACCUCCAAGGUUUCGGAGAACAGCGUCCGAGACGUGUUCCACAUCACCACGCUGGCGUCGGUGCAGCGGACGCACAAGCCGCAGCUCAAACGCAGCAGUUCCCGCCGGGGCUUGAAGCGAGUGUCUCAGCUGCCCCUGCCGCCGCUGCCCGGCCGGACUGAGCAGAUCGACCAGGCUCCGACCAUCAGGAAGGACCGAGCCAAGAGCUGCGUGCUCAUGUAGAGACCCAUUCUUCUAAAUAUAUAUAUAUGUAUAUACCUAAACACAGAAAUAUAUAUAAGAGGAAGUCUAUUUAUUGUUUUUUGAUUUGUUUUUCCCCCUCAUGUUUUCAUUUCUUUGCACUGCAGAGUGGUUGGGGAUAAAAGAAACACUGCGCUGUGAAAACUAAAUGCUUUGGGAUUUUCUUUUUUUUUUGCCUGUGUGCAUAUUUUCUAAGCUGUUUACAUAUUUGUGUUGUUUUGAGAUGAUGGCAAAUUGGACUAACUCUCCGGACACGUGGAAGCUGUGACAGUGGAAGUGUCGUCUCGUCCUGGGUAUUAAAGAGGAACUCAUUUCCUGAAACGGCUCAAGUGAAAGGACGGUACUGCGGCGGAGCGGGGGUUGAGGAGAUGGACGUGAGAGGAGCCACAGUGAAGACGGACGUCUGUGGAUGAAACUUUCAAAGACAAUAUCGCUGAGCGCACAUGAGGACUGAAUGUGCAGCUUCAGUCUGUAGUUGCCUCCUGUCGCCAUAUCUGAGAGAGAAACGUGUAUGUACAGUCUUGCUGAAAAGGGAUUAGGUGAAACGAUGAGUCAAACCAAACAUUAGGAGCUGGAAAUGAGAUUUUGUGACACUGAUGGAAGUUCUGUGAAGGUGUGUGUGUGAGAGAGCGUUACAACCACAAGUGCAUUUUAAGAAUAAAGAAAAAUGCCACAGCACAGCCAAUCUGAUGUUAUUUUGCUCAUGUUAACACCAACGACUCCAACUUGUGUCAGUUUCACUGAAGUUAAUGCUGUUGUCACUAUUUUAAAGUUGUUUCUUUGUGGAAAAUAAAGUGAGAAAAUGUUAGGGCUAUUUUGUUGUACUUUCUCUAAACUCUGAAAUAAAGCAGCAGCUUGACCCUA